This is a messenger RNA of Necator americanus (New World hookworm), 378 nucleotides long. RefSeq lists its product as uncharacterized. The transcript has a single exon. Bases 1 to 378 code for a protein of 125 amino acids. The record is from RefSeq and is a predicted model, not a curated record. NCBI's taxonomy places the organism in Eukaryota, Metazoa, Nematoda, Chromadorea, Rhabditida, Ancylostomatidae.
AUGACACGUGGAAGAUAUCAACAUCUUGCACCGCCUUCGAAAGCGGCUAAAGUAAAUCGUCUUCGCUUCUUUGCUCAUAUAUUAAGGAGACCGGCACAUCGCCUCGUCCAACGAGUUCUGAAGAGUUCGUCGGGUUCGAGCUGGAAGAAGCCACCUGUCCGGAAAGGGAAGUUCCGGACUGAGGUGGUAAAAGAGGACCUGAGGACACUCGGCGUGGAUAGGCAGUUCAGGCGAGACGUAAGGUUUCGCAGAACAUGGAAUAGCGACGAAUGGAUUGAUUCUGUGCAUGAUCUCGCAGAAGAUCGAGAAGGUUGGGCAGAGCUGUGUUUAAGGACAGCACACCUCGGCGAAGAUGCGGGUAAUCGCGUCAGGCGAUGA